Messenger RNA from Astyanax mexicanus (Mexican tetra), 2316 nucleotides. Its product is annotated as zinc finger protein ZFP2. Gene Ontology annotation, biological process: regulation of transcription by RNA polymerase II. Gene Ontology annotation, molecular function: RNA polymerase II cis-regulatory region sequence-specific DNA binding; DNA-binding transcription factor activity. Bases 141 to 1928 code for a protein of 595 amino acids. NCBI's taxonomy places the organism in Eukaryota, Metazoa, Chordata, Actinopteri, Characiformes, Acestrorhamphidae. The transcript has 4 exons. The record is from RefSeq and is a predicted model, not a curated record.
GCGCCAGUGGGCUGCAGCAGUGAGCAGCGUCGCCCUCCCGACAACACCGUCCCACACAGAGGCCAUUGUACAGCCUGCCACUGUUUAUAUGAUACGAACACAGUCUUCUCUUCAUAAAUACAGGCUGAAAAAUACACACGAUGUCUCUUCUGGAGUCUCGAGUGUUUUCUAUCUUGGAGGAUCUUGUUGAGGCCACGGUACACAGCAUGGCCAGAGCUGAGGAUGAAUCACUGCUGGAUCAGUUUAAAGAGAGUCACUCUCUGAACGAGCCAGCAGGAAUAAAGGCUCAGCUGAACACUGUCCUUGAAAUGCACAUAAAGGAAGCGGUGGAGAAGGUCUGCAGGCUCUUUAGUGACAAUUCAGCAGUUUUACAUCUGCCUUUAACUGAGAAUCAGACUACACAGAAUAACCUCAAGAGGAAACCAAAGCGGCUGGCGAAGAGGCAUAAAUCUGUGACUAGUAGAAUGAGAGGAUCUCCUGAGGAAAUCAUAGCUGUUGCGUCUCAGAGUUGGAGAGAAGAAAAUAGUGGAGAUCUUGACCAACCUGAGUCUCUUGUUGCUUCCCUCUCAACAGAAGAGCAGUCAAACAUGAAUGGUAGUGUGAUGCUCAUUAAAGAAAAAGAAAUUCCUGAACAGAUCCAGGAGAAUGCUAUGGACGAUGAAACAUUGCAGACCAAGGAUGAAGAACAAAUGAUAGAACUCAUUAAUCCAGGACUGGUUGAUGUUUGUAUUGUAACGGUAGGGACAGAAGUGAAUGGAGUCACAGAUUUACCCAACGUAAGAAAGGUAGGGUGCAUAAAGAAACAGAGAGUCUGCUGUAAGAUCUGCAAAAGAACCUUCAGCAAGCUGCUUCACCUCAAAGCUCACAUGGCUCUCCAUGCGGCUGUGAGCAGUCUACAGUGUAAUAAGAGCUUCGUAAGGAAACGUGGAUUAGAUGCACAUCAGACAUUAAAUGGUGGGGGGUCGUUGAUUCAUCAACAGCAUGUAAGAAAUUGUAAAAGGCCUAAUAAAGCGAAAGGACACUCCAAAGGGAAAGCUUGCAUAGAGUUUGGCAGUUCGUCUGGUUCUCUCCAAAAACGCUCAGGGAAAAAGUGGUACAGCUGUGAGACCUGUAAAAAAACUUUUGCCUGUCGUUCCAAUCUCUACCGCCACCGGAGAAUCCAUACGGGAGAGAAGCCUUUUACCUGCCACACCUGCGGGAAAAGUUUCAACCAGCGGAACUCGCUGAAGUCUCACGAGCGAAUUCACACAGGUGAGAAACCUUACGUCUGCAAAUCUUGCGGAAAAGGCUUCAGGGAGGCCGGUGGUCUGAGGCUGCAUGACGGCCGGUUUGCGGGGAAAGAGGGCUUUAGCUGUGUGGUGUGCGGCUUGUGCUCAGCUUGUGUGACCGCACUGAACUCACAUCACAACACUCACAUGGCAGAGUUGCCCGUCUUAUGUAGAAUCUGUGGAGAAAGCAUUGUUUCCCUCAGCAGUUUAAAGGCUCACCAGAAGCAACACGGUGCUAGCGGAUCUUACACAUGUGGAGUCUGCGAUAAGGUCUUCCGAAGUUCAGGAAAUUUAAAAAUUCACGAAAGGACUCACACCGGAGAGAAGCCCUACAGCUGUGACGUGUGCGGCAGGACAUUCUCCCAGCAGUACAGCCUCAAGUCCCACCAGCUCACCCACACUGGAGAAAGGCCUUUCAGCUGUGACGUGUGCAGUAAAGGUUUUUCCUCUGCAGGGAACUUGCGCAGACAUCAGCGCAUACACACCGGGCAAAAACCUUACAGCUGUAAAGUCUGCGAGCUAAGUUUUAACCAGCAUAACACUCUCAAAGCGCACAUGUAUGUGCACACAGGAGAGAAACAGUAUACGUGUGACAAAUGUGGGAGGAGUUUUGGUUAUCAGAGAAGCCUAAAGAGUCAUAACUGUGCAUUUAAUGAGUGAGUCUCUGUGGUAUAGCAUGUGGUAUAGCAGUACAGGGUGAAAAAAAAAUACAGGACACCCUGUAUAUUGGUAAGAAUUUGGGGUUCACCAAAAUGAACAUUUUCAUCUGAAAUGAAAACUUAAAAAAUACGUUUUUGUUAAUUUUGCUACAUGUUUCACCAUUGCAUAUGUUAAAUAAUCGAAUGCAUUUUUUGUAAAGUGUGUUUAAACAUUCUCAAAAAUCUGAGAGUUACUGCAGUUAUCUGAUCAUUUAAGUAGUUACAUAUACCAUAUUCCAAACGUAUAAAAUUAUUAUUUUUUCUUUAUUUUAGCAUGAGGGUGAUACUGCUGAGUAAUGGAACUUGUACCAAACAUUAACAAAAAAUAAAAUGUUCACUCUUGCUUCAAA